Messenger RNA from Bombyx mori (domestic silkworm), 1030 nucleotides. RefSeq lists its product as uncharacterized. The coding region runs from base 361 to 990 and encodes 209 amino acids. The record is from RefSeq and is a predicted model, not a curated record. Lineage: Eukaryota; Metazoa; Arthropoda; Insecta; Lepidoptera; Bombycidae. The transcript has 2 exons.
CCAGGUAGAAUUGAUUCAGAAUGUUAACGGGAUAUUAUCGUUUCAUAUUUCAUUUCAUAUGCCAAACUUUUGGCUUCCUGAAUUCAAGCCUCCUUCAGAAUUUGUAAAUUCGAUGUGAAUGCUGUUAGUACCAUCACGACGUUCUGGUCUGUUAAGAUACUACCCAGAGCAAAUGUUGGAAAGUAGCAAUAGUAACUCAAGGAGGCCCUAAACUCUAUCAUAAGGCAAGAUCUUCUGAUCAUUAUGCAUGUACGCCAAUAGAAAGUUGACUAUUUAAAAAAACCCAACUCACAACUCGUGGCCACUGCAGUUGUUUAGUAAACACAAUGUGAUAACGUUCCCUUCACGUCGGAAAGAACAAUGCAUUACGGUUUCUGGGCAGUCGCCGUGCUUCUGCUGAGCGAAAAUGCAUCCGGCCACAGAGUCAAGCGAACCAACGCAGAAAAUUUCAACGCACUUAUAAACUUGUACAAGAUAAAUCCGUUAAAGAAAUCUAAAAUAUUCCGUACCUACGCCGAUCAAAUUCUAUUGUCAAACAAACAAGACACAACACAAAGUAGUGUCUUGAAUAUUGAUUCGAAUGAAAGCACAAGAAUGAAACAAGCGAAAACCGAUUUGCAUAUGAAAGAAAUCGACGAAUACAUCCACGUGACGAACUGCACUAAGACGGCAAUUGCGAAUCCUGAUUUCGAUGUACAAGAUGUCGGAGCAGAAAAAUUCAAUUUAAGCUUUGAUGGAAAUCAAAUAUUUGAAGUUAAGAACGAAGUGAAAGCUAAAGAAAAUAGUUUAGGUAACAUAUUAGGGCAUUUAAAUAGCGGUGAAAUAAUCGCAAAUCCUGUUGCAGCAUUCGAUGUCGUCACUCAAACUAAUGAUUUGGGUGGUCUUAGAAAUGAGAAAGAUUCAUUUAAGUACGAAGAUAUAAAUGCUAAAGAUGACCUAGGUAACGAAGUGCACAGUUAUCCUAAUAGUGAAGUAAUAGUAUUCAGGUAAAAGGGGUUUUAAUAAAGCAACUUUUUAAAUUUGAAACUUA